UUCUCGAUGAAAAUUGGUCGGCUUUUGAAGAGCAGGCAGUGUUUAUCACGAAAAAUGGUAUUGCUUUUGAUGCUGAGCUGGCAGCGGAACUUGUUUAUGUAGUGCAGCCACAGCUAGUGAAGCAGUGCCCAGGCCUCGGCGAGACAUUCUGCGCAUUCCUGGAGGACGUUACAGCAAAUCUAUUUAGUGUAAUUUCCUAUAAUUAGAUAGUGACACAGGUGUCGCAAUUACUUCACUGGUUAUCACAUAGGGAGAGGCCCUGGUCAACUGCCAGACUUUCACUGAGCAUUCUCACCUGCCGCGACUGGUCAUCAAUAUGUCCACCCAGAGGUGCCCUCACUGUGGACGAGAGUUCAAGGAGCUGCGCCUGCAUCUCCUUCGCAACCCCUAUGGCUGCAAGGGUGUUAUCGAGUCAACGCUGCCUGGCUGCUGCGUUGCCGGUGGAGACGUCGCCAACAAUGAUAAAUUAUUCACAGACAAUGAGCCAGUGGUGAAUGUGGAAUGCAGGCAGAGUGUUCCUCUUGACGAGCCAUCAAUUGGCACGUUCGAGAUGGGCGUCUCAUACCUUGACCACCUAGACAAGUAUGCAGAGGCAAAUAGUGAAAAGCCACCUGAGAAAAGUUUGUCUUCAGAGGUGGAGACCUUCCUCGCGGCGAACCUCUCGGGUUGCAAGCUCCAGGAGUUUUUGCGCCUGUUCAAGCAGUUUCCAGGCGAGGGCAAGGAUAGCCUGUCCU
Volvox carteri f. nagariensis is the source of this 734-nucleotide messenger RNA. RefSeq lists its product as uncharacterized. The annotation marks the transcript as partial. The transcript has 3 exons. The record is from RefSeq and is a predicted model, not a curated record. Lineage: Eukaryota; Viridiplantae; Chlorophyta; Chlorophyceae; Chlamydomonadales; Volvocaceae.